AUUGAAUUCUGAUGAGCAAACAAGGAAAUUCAUAAGAUUAUGAUUGGCUGGUUAAGGUUAUUGUGAUUGGUGAUUCAGGAGUGGGUAAGACAAAUAUUUUGUCUUAAUUUUGUGAUGCAAAGUUUUCGAUUACUCACAUGGCCACUUUGGGAGUGGAUUUUAAGAUAAAGACCAUUGAUGUAGAUGGGAAGAAGCUGAAAUUGUAAAUUUGGGACACUGCAGGAUAGGAGCGAUUCAGAAACAUUACAAAAACGUAUUACAAGGGAGCAUAAGGAGUAGAAAUAAUUAUUAAAUGUAGGUGAUCUUAACAUAUAGUGUAAUUGAUAGACAAUCGUUUUAGAAUGUGGAUGGAUGGUUGAGGGUAAGAGAAGUUUAAUUAUGAAAAGUCAAUACAAGAGAAUACGAAUUCGAAUGAUGUGCAAUUGGUGUUGGUGGGUAAUAAGGCUGACAUGUCUGCAGAAAGAUAGGUAACUCUGGAAGAAGGCAAGAAGAUGUCUUAGCAAUACAACAUUCCAUUCUUUGAGACUUCAGCUAAGAGCAACAUGAACAUCAACGAAGCAUUCAACAAUUUGGCUUAUAGAAUCAUUUAAACACUAUCUAAGAUGCAAGCUAGUGAUGAGAAAUAAAUCCACAAUUUAAAGUUCCCCGAGGGAAAGGAGAAACCCAAAUCUGAAGUAUUAUAUUUAGAUUUGAUUAAUAGAGCUGUUGCUGAUAUUAUAAAUUUAUUAGACAAGAAUUAAUAUAUUUUUGC
Paramecium octaurelia is the source of this 751-nucleotide messenger RNA. NCBI's taxonomy places the organism in Eukaryota, Ciliophora, Oligohymenophorea, Peniculida, Parameciidae. The record is from the annotation of a GenBank genome assembly.